Lathyrus oleraceus (garden pea) is the source of this 896-nucleotide messenger RNA. RefSeq lists its product as uncharacterized. The transcript has a single exon. The record is from RefSeq and is a predicted model, not a curated record. The coding region runs from base 99 to 698 and encodes 199 amino acids. NCBI's taxonomy places the organism in Eukaryota, Viridiplantae, Streptophyta, Magnoliopsida, Fabales, Fabaceae.
UCCCUCACUUUAACACAUGACGUGUUCAACAAAAACAUACCUAACUUCCUUUCCAUAACCUUAAUGCGUGGAACAUAAUUUUCCCACACAUUCAUCUCAUGGCUUCCAUGCUCUCUUUUCUAAACUCUCUUUCUCACAGAAACAAACCUAGUCACAACACUAUUAAAGAUGAUCACAUCAAUGACGACGACUUAGCCAUUGUGAAAGCAGCUGCAUGGGCAUGGUAUCAACACGGUUCUGGAUCAUGCCAUGAAGGAGAGGCUAUUUCUAGUGAGUUUUUUAUCAGAAGGGCUCGUCGCGAACCGAGACCCUCUCGUUACAAGUUAGAGUUAGAAGCGAAAAGAUCAAUGGAAAAGGAAAUAAAAGAAGGUUCACCGGUUCAUCACAAGAAGGAGGAAUCUCUACUUGAUGAAUAUGAAGUUCAAAGCAUUUCAAGGCAUUUGAAUAAGCUUAUAGUGUCUAAUAAUAAUCACAACCGCAAGAAACUUGUGAGUAGCACCGACCAUAUUGCUAUUACAACAAGUGUAGAUGAUGGUGUUAAAAAGAAUAAUAAGAAGAAGAGUAUAAGAAAAGGGUUUUUCUUUAAGCAUGGUGUUGUGUGUGGAAGAGAAGGAGAUGUGGUUGAUUCAAGUAGUGUUGUUUCAAAAGAUCGUCGUCAAUUAACAAAGAGUGUACCUUCUGUUCGUGGUUUUAAAUAAAUGUUUGCGAUCGUAACAAUUAUAUGUUGAGGUUCACUAUGUGCUAACAAAUUCUUAGGUUAGUUAGGAUCUUAGGCUUCUUUUCCUUAUUCUUUUCUAGGAUUGUUAUUGUAUUUUUUUUCUAUGUUCAUCAUUUUUAGCCUUAUAUAUUGAGAAUAAGUGCUAUUUGUUAUUUUGAUUUGGAUUAGGAUCUAUCAA